Peromyscus leucopus (white-footed mouse) is the source of this 1251-nucleotide messenger RNA. RefSeq names its product RNA pseudouridine synthase D3 (gene Rpusd3). The record is from RefSeq and is a predicted model, not a curated record. The transcript is spliced from 9 exons. Gene Ontology annotation, molecular function: pseudouridine synthase activity; RNA binding. Lineage: Eukaryota; Metazoa; Chordata; Mammalia; Rodentia; Cricetidae. Bases 10 to 1176 code for a protein of 388 amino acids. Gene Ontology annotation, biological process: pseudouridine synthesis.
UGGACACGCAUGCGUCUGUGCUUUGCUCCGGUGAUGGGUUCCUGGCGUGUUUGGAGUUGGGUCUCUGGGACCUGGCGUCCCGGGCUGGAGGUUGGCGCACGGCGGAGAGAUGCAGACUUCGGCACCGAGGCCCGACGUGGGCCUCAACCUCAAGGUUCCAGCAAGCGCAAGAACCCAGUGGAGGACCAGCCCUUCCCGGGGCUUCUGCGGACAGAGAACCUCGGCCCGGAGGAGCUGGCUGAAGUGCUGAGGGCAGCUGUGGUGGAUCAGAAAGGACCUCUGGUGACACUGAACAAGCCACAGGGUCUGCCUGUGACAGGGAGACCUGGGGAGCUGACAUUAGUUUCUGUACUGCCACAGCUGAGCCAGGCCCUGGGGCUCGGACACCGGGAGCUCCAGGUUGUGCGAGCGCCUGGAAAGGAGGCCUCUGGACUUGUGCUCCUCUCCAGCUGUCCCCAGACAGCUAGCCACUUGCAGAAGUUCUUCGUCCACUCAAGGAGAACCCGGAGACCCACAGCCACCUACUGUGCCAUCACUGAUGGCAUCCCUGAGCCUUCUGAGGGGACUGUCCACGUGGCUCUGAAGCUGGAACGCAUGGAUGGCGUUGAUCUUGCAAUCCCGGUGACAGCGCCAUCACGAAAGGACAUCCUAGAAGGUGUCAAGAGGACCCUCAGCCAUUUCCAUGUGAUGGCCACAGGCUGUGGCUGUGCCCUGGUCCAGCUGCAGCCACUGACAGUGUUCCCCAGUCAGCUGCAGGUGCACAUGGCCCUCCAGCUCUGCCCAGUGCUUGGGGACCAUACCUAUGCUGCUCGAGUGGGCACCGUCCUGGGCCAGCGCUUUCUGUGGCCAGCCGAGACCACCAAGCCCCAGACACAGGUCCUGGAUGAAGCUCUCCUCAGACGCCUCCACCUGCGUCCUUCCCAGGUGGCCCAGAUGCCCCUGCAUCUGCACCUGCACCGCCUCCUCCUCCCGGGCCCCAGAUCCAGGGACCCGCCCAGGGAACUUCUGGCACCCCUGCCCUCCUACUUCUCUCGGUCCCUGCGGUGCCUACGGCUCUCCCAUCAGACAGUGCUUGACCCCCAACUGGAAGACGGAAGAGGAAGGGCCGUGACCCAGCUCAGGGACAGUGGGGUUGGUGCUGAGCACAGUCAAGGUCCUAAGAUCAAAUCUCCUUAGGCCACUUGCUUGCUGGGCAGCGCUGGGCAGGUGACUUCUCUCUGGACUUAAAAUAAAAGUCCUACCUCACAAGCC